CGCCGAACAGGAGCCGUGAAGAAGAAGCAGAGCGGCGGGCUGCGGGGCUGAAGUUUGUCCGCCCUGGCUUCCCAUCACGACUCGACGGCUCUUUUGUGUCUGUGGUGAACAAGUAUCGCCGCUUCAAAACUCAGCCGUUGAAAGAAAAAAAACAAAAAGCAAAAACAAAAACGCGUCGGUGACAUUUUUUUUUGGAGCGACACAGUAGAGACCGACGGACGGAGGGAAAGUGCGACUCCGAAGUUGACACUGAGCUACUGUCAUGUUGCUACUUGUUGAAUAGGAGCAACACUGCAGCCUGUGUGGGCAGCAAGCUGGGAACAGGGUCUUCUGUGUCACCAUGAGGCAGUGACAGCACAUGGGCAGCGAUGGCAGAGCUGGAGAUCGACCAGUCCAACCUUCCACGUGUCCAAGAAGUGUGCCAGUGUUUUGCUGUGCUAGAGGAUGGAGCGUUGGCACACAACCUACAGGAACAGGAGAUCGAGCAAUACUAUACCACCAAUAUCCAGAAGAAUCAGCUCGUGCAGAAUGACAUCCGUGUAGCAAAGAAGCUGCAGGAUGAGGAGGAGGAACAGCGGGCCCAGCAGAGUGCUCUCUUCAGACAAGCCUCCAGACAACUAGAGGAGCAGGACUUUGAGUACGCCCGUGUGAUUCAGGAAGAGCUCCAGCGAUGCGCCGAAGAGACCCAGAGGAGAGAGCUGGAUGAUGAGGAAAUAGCCAAGCGGAUGCAGGAAGAAGAGGAGCAGAGGGUCAGGAGGAGGAGCAGGGGGCUGGAGGGCCACAGUGAAGGCAGCACCAGAGACCCUCCACUGCUAUCCUCACACCAGCAUGCACUCAGCAGCCCUCACCAAGGGGAGGAGCAGUACUCAUCUACCACUACCACCAGGUGGCAGUGUUCCACCUCUCAUAACCACUCAGGCUUAAAUGGGCCUCAGACUGACUCCCUCAGGGGGGUAGCAGCCCAGAAAAACACUACUUCAUGGUCAAAUCAAGGACACACAGAUUUCAUUAGGCAAAUCAGGAGUGAACUGAGAGAGCCUUUGAGUGAAAAUUCAGAGGAGUCAGACACAGAUUUCUCUGAAGAGCUCUGUGCCCGGUUCCAGAGAAUGAAUGAAAGACUCAACACAGCACCUACUCGACAGCGGGCAUCUUUACAUCAGCCACAAGAGAGAAAUUACAGAAGUCUUUGCUCUCACAGCAGCUUCCCAAAUGAGUUCAGAGGCUGGAAGGAGGAAAGAGAAGAGAGGGAUGAGGACUAUUACGAAUACUGUGAACAACCGAGGAGGAGACAGAGGAAUCAGGAUCAGGAGAGGAACCACAGAGAGGAGCAUGAGGGUUGGCACAGGACUAGAGAUCUGGAUCCAGACUCUAGGUCAGUUGAGGUUAGAGAAAGGCGAUGUAGUCGGAGUGAAUCUGUCAGGUUACAUGACAGAAGUAGGCACAGCAACAGAGACUUAGCAAGGACCUGGAGCUACAAGGACAACCCUGACAAACACGUCCGUUUUCAGGAAGGCACCAGGAGCUCUUACAGGCAGCAGAGUGAAAGCAGCCAAGUGUGGGAGAUGCUGGGCCAUGUCCUCAGGGAGAGGGGUGUGCCUGUGAGAUUUGGUAGCAGUGGGGCUCCACUGCAAAUAAGGCCUCAAAGCAGAGACAGUCAGGUGCUUCAUGGGAGUGAGGUCUCCUACGGCGACUCCCAACCACAUCAGAGAGCCUUCCAGAGAGCUGCCACCACCAGGCACAGUUUCCAUGGAGAUAUCAGGGAGAGGAGGAGAUUGUCAUACCGAGAGAACGGUGGGAGAGAUCACAGAGAAGACCGAGACAAGCGCCACGAUAAUGGAGAGGUUUAUGAGAUUAGUAGUAGAGACCCAUUUCUUGCUAACAAAGAACGCCGACACAGUGGAAGGUGGACAGAGCACAGACACACUAACAAUGACGAGAGAGGAGAGAGGAGUGCAAAUGAUUGCAGAGUCAGGAGGACAACAAGUGAACGCAGGCAUUGGCACAAGACCGCAGAAGAAAGGUUAAGCUCAGAGGAGGAGCAGGAGGUGCAGAGGAGAGGAGAGCGUCCCCGUCGAAGAGCCCUGCAGCAUAGCCAAAGCUUCAGCAGCAGGGGUUCAACAAGGGAUAGGUCAAUGCACAUGGCAGCAGGAGCAUCGCUGCAACCAGAGCCGAGCGAGACAAGCCUAGAUCUGGGGGAUCUGCAACAGGUCUUACAAGAUGAAGAGCUGGCCCGCAAGCUGCAGGAGGAAGAGGAGAAGCUGUUGAGGAGGAACGGCCAGCCCUCUCCAUGUGUUUAUCCAGAAGGAGACUUCAGAGUAGCACAAGUGGCGCAAGAUGAGGAAAUUGCACAUUUUAUGCAGAAGCAGGAAAUUAAGUCCAAGCGUAGAUCUCGUGAGCUCGAAGGGCCAGCAUCGUGGCGCGAGCACCGAGCGAUGAUCAGUCACCAUGACAGACGAGCUGCAAGAGAGAGACAGGUCCAACGAGAAAGACUUGACUCAGAGGGCCUUCCUUCCCCUACAGAAGAUUGUUCCCCGGACAACCAGCCACCCAGCCCCAUCUCCACUCUACCACAAGCCCAGCAGAUCAGAAACAUCGCAGAGGAGUUGGACCCGACCUUCCAAGCCAGGAGACAAGGCACAGACAGCCUCCGAGUGGGACAAACAGGUCCCUCAUCUCAGUCACUUCCCGUGUCGCAUUCUUGCGUACAUGAUUUCCUCGAGGAGCCUGCUUUUAUCCCACCAACAAAACGGCAUGCUGACAAAUCAGGACGAAGUAAACCCAAAGAGAAAAAGGAGAAUUGCAAGCAACAGUAAUCUCCAACACAGUACUCUGUUGGAGAGCAUAUGCAUUUUAAAACACUUAAUAUCAGUUCAGCAAGAGUUCUCACUGCUUAUUACUUUAAGGUUGAAAAUGACAGGAAUAACAUUCAGCCAGCUGCCCUUACAAGCACUUUAGACCAGUGGAACAAAGAGACAUUUUAGGAUAUUUCUUGAUAAUGACAGCAUUUUGGACUCAUGCCUUUAUGAUUUUUAAAGGGAAGAUUUGCGCUCAUUGAAGUAUUCUUUCAGUUCUUUCUGUAUAGAGUGUUUAAUUUAAUCAAUAUACCUUUUUGUGUUUUUUUUUUUUUUGUUUGUUUUUUUUUUGACAGUAAUUGUAACUUUUAUUUAUCUUUAUUUACAUAGUCAAGCAGUAUACUGUCAGCAUCCAAAAAUGUCUGCACACCACAAGCUGUGCUUAAAUUUUAUUUCUACAACAGUGGAAUUGACCAAGUGAUCUACAGGAUACUACUUUAGAUUCACUUCACAUUUGGUCAAAUCUAGUGUAAUAUUCAAACUUUGAUAUCACCUCUCAGUUGGGGUAAAACCAACAUUUGAAUUUUCCAAGAAGACAAAACAAGAAGUUCUUGUGAUAACUCUUGAAUCUGAACAAAUGGGUGGUUUCCAGGCUACUGGAAGUCAUCCACCUUUUUAGUGUCAGCCAGUUUGGUCAAGUUUGUCAGGGUUCCAAUCAAGUUUGAAGUUUUACAGUGACAAUCAAAUUAACAUAUUUAACCUUUUGUACACCAAACUCCCAUUUGUUAAAGAACCUACAGCACAUUUACUAUGAUGGUAAACUGAUGUCUUGACAUUUGACAGUAUACAUUCGUCCUCAAAUGUAUUCAUACCCUCCCAUUAAAGAAGGAAAUAACAGCUGUCAUUUAAAUAAGUUGAAAUUUACA
Molecule: messenger RNA, 3718 nt
Organism: Stegastes partitus (bicolor damselfish)
Lineage: Eukaryota; Metazoa; Chordata; Actinopteri; Pomacentridae
Gene: ccdc187
Product: coiled-coil domain containing 187
Exons: 13
Coding region: 369-2813 (814 amino acids)
Source: RefSeq, a predicted model, not a curated record